Messenger RNA from Onychostoma macrolepis, 1336 nucleotides. RefSeq names its product olfactory receptor 13C4-like. Gene Ontology annotation, cellular component: membrane. The record is from RefSeq and is a predicted model, not a curated record. NCBI's taxonomy places the organism in Eukaryota, Metazoa, Chordata, Actinopteri, Cypriniformes, Cyprinidae. Gene Ontology annotation, biological process: G protein-coupled receptor signaling pathway. The transcript is spliced from 3 exons. Gene Ontology annotation, molecular function: G protein-coupled receptor activity; olfactory receptor activity. The coding region runs from base 371 to 1336 and encodes 321 amino acids.
GAUUACCUCAGUGACUGUGGGCUGCUGUAGUCAAACUACUCAUUCAUUACAAAGCCCUAUAUAGGACUGCGGGUUCAGUUGUGAAAGUCAAGCAAAACUAUUUAGAUACUGGAGGUUCUUUCCUGUUUAAUGACACCUCUGGAGGAAAAAUUGGUCAAUAUAUUGCCCCCAAAAAGAUUCUUGAGUUAACAUUUAGGAUACAUAGUGAUCCGGAGCUGAAGCAGAGGCAAAAACUGCAAGGAAGACAACAGCACGUCUGCAUUAUCUACAAACCACAGCAUCAUUGCAUGUAUGCAGUUAAGGUAUCUGGUUUCUUCACUGAAAGCGAAGCACGCUGCAAGGAAGCUGGGUCAUAAAAAAAAGGACAAGCAUGCAAAACACCAGCAAGCCCAUCAUUCAGCCUGCAGGAUUUUAUAUUGUUGCGUUGAGUUCAAUGCCUUACAGUAAUGUCUAUGUCAUGUUCCUCACUGUGAUUUAUGUGAUCACAGUUAUGUGCAAUGUCUUUCUGAUCGUCAUAAUUUUCUAUGACCAUCGCCUGCAUGUCCCAAAGUUCAUGGCCGUUGGUAGUCUGGCUUUGGUUGAUCUUGUUCUCAGCACCUCGCUUGUGCCUAGCAUGAUAAAGACUUACAUUAUUCUAGACAAUUUUGUGACAUUUAAACUGUGCUUUGUCCAAAUGUUCACUUACUAUAAUUUUUUAGAACUUGAAUCACUUUCCCUGUGUAUUCUCUCUUAUGACAGGUUCAUUGCAAUCUGUUUCCCUUUGAAACAGAAGUCUAUAAACACUAACAUCAGAAUGGCCUAUAUAAUCUGUGCAGUUUGGACCUUAAAUACUGUUAGUUCAUUGUACGGUCCUUCAUCCGUCUCAAAACUGUCAUUUUGUGGCUCUCUUAAUGUCAACAGCUAUUUUUGCGAUUUCGCGCCUGUUUUAAGACUCUCCUGUAGCGAUGUUACAGCCCAGUGGAAUUUUGCCACUAUUUCAACUAUAAUCUUUAAUGCCUUACCUUUGAUUUUUAUUUUCUUGACUUACAUGGGUAUACUGAUUGCUGUAUUCAGAAUGAAAAAUAAUCAGAGGCGUUAUAAGGCUCUGGGCACGUGCACUGAGCACCUCAUACUAGUGGCCAUUUUCUUCAUUCCAAUUUUUGUUAUCUUCAAUCUUGGAUUUUUUGGAAUUGUUAUAAACCCAAAUAUAAGAACAGUGUGCUUGUCUUUGUCAUCCCUCAUUCCACCCUGCGUGAAUCCCAUCCUCUACUCACUGAAAACGAAAGAGAUUCAAAGCCGGAUUCAUUCUUUGUUAAUCCAGAGACUGUCUAUUUAUCCUCUGAAUAAUAUACAUUAA